Messenger RNA from Mucor velutinosus, 291 nucleotides. RefSeq lists its product as uncharacterized. Lineage: Eukaryota; Fungi; Mucoromycota; Mucoromycetes; Mucorales; Mucoraceae. The record is from RefSeq and is a predicted model, not a curated record. The coding region runs from base 1 to 291 and encodes 96 amino acids. The transcript has 3 exons.
AUGCGAGGUGUUACAACUCACGAACAGCUACGAUCCAAUCUCGCAUCCAUGCCGUUUGAGGACCAUCCGUACAACUUUGGCAAUCCAUUCAAGAACAUGUAUCAUAUAUUAUGCAGGCCUCAUAAUAAAAGUUACAUUGCCAGACGUAAAUUUGCAGAAGAGAUAUACGAUAUCCAGCCCAGUCAGGCCGCCAACAGCUCAAACAUAUCGACAGCGAUUCAAGAUGACCUCGGCCAAAUCUCUACAUUAGACACCAUUGCUGCUUCCAACAUUCCUCUGCAGAAUAGAUAA